This is a messenger RNA of Aspergillus ibericus CBS 121593, 1544 nucleotides long. RefSeq names its product Gfo/Idh/MocA family protein. Lineage: Eukaryota; Fungi; Ascomycota; Eurotiomycetes; Eurotiales; Aspergillaceae. The record is from RefSeq and is a predicted model, not a curated record. The transcript has 3 exons. The coding region runs from base 110 to 1405 and encodes 431 amino acids. Gene Ontology annotation, molecular function: nucleotide binding.
CUCUGCGUCAUACCCAUACGGCAUCGUCCCUCUGUCUUACCUCCAAGCACCCCGCCUACUUGUCAUGUCAAGCAACCUCGCAGGAUCCUGAUCUGAUUAAGCGCUCAUCAUGAUUCUGUUCGACUUCGCAAAAAGGGCUUACCAGGCAGCAUUCAGUCCGCCGACCCCAGCCAAGAGGGAUGACGCCAUCAGAAUCGGACUGCUCGGUGCCUCCACCAUAGCCCCGAUCGCCUUGAUCACUCCUGCAAAGUCACAUCCAGAGGUCAUUGUUGUAGCGGUCGCUGCUCGAGAUCGCGAGCGAGCCCGUCAGUAUGCCAAGAAAUACAACAUUCCUAUCGUUCAUGACACCUACCAGGAUAUCCUGAAUGACCCGUCGAUCGACGCAAUUUACAUUGCUCUGCCAAACGCCCUACACUAUGAGUGGGCGCUGCGUUCCAUCCAAGCUGGAAAGCACGUUCUUCUCGAGAAGCCAUCCUGUUCCAAUGCGGAAGAGGCGCUAAGGCUCUUCAAACAUCCCCUGGUGACUAGGCCAAAUGCCCCAGUUCUCCUUGAAGCUUUCCACUACCAGUUCCACCCAGCCUGGCAGACAUUCCUCUCUCUGGUCCACAAGGUUCCAUGGGACGGGGCCGUGGAACAUGUCCACUCCCAGCAGCACCUUCCCAAGGGCUACCUCUCUAGGGACGACAUCCGUUUCCAAUACUCACUGUCGGGAGGCUGCCUCAUGGAUCUAGCAACGUAUCCUCUUUCCUGCGUACGGCAGGUCCUGGGUAGAGGAGAGCAUCUCCGUCCCGUUGAAGUUCGACAUCGCCCCUUGCCUCCUGCACCAGAUGGAACUGUGGCUGAGCCACAGAUUGAUGUAGGAAUAUCAGCUACCUAUGUCACUGACAGUGGAAAAUCUGCAAAGAUCGAGGGGGAUUUGGCGUCUGCGGGAGAGUAUCCUUUCCUACCGGCGUCAUUGUCCAAGGCUCUACCGAGAUUCAAAUGGCCCAUGACUGAAGCAACUCUAGCAGAGGCUACAAUUGAGGAACGAGACGACGGAUUGCACCACUAUGUUCAGCGAAAGGUGACUCUGUGGAAUCACCUUAUUCCGACGAUCUAUCACCGGAUUGAUGUUUGUGACAAGCAUACCCUUCGCCGAGAAGGCGAGAUUAUCACCACGUGGAAUGAAACCAAAUAUGUCAAAGCAUACAGCUGGCCGAAGGGGGAUGUGCGUUCCAAUACCUAUCAGGAAUGGUGGACAACCUGGCGCUGCCAGCUGGAAGAGUUUGUGAAUCGGAUUAAGGGUCGGGCAGGUUCCGGGGUGUGGAUUGAUGGAGACGAGAGCAUUGCUCAGAUGGAGGCGAUUGACGAGACAUACGAUCAGGCGGGCUUGAUGCCUCGGCCAACCAGUGCUUACCAGGUUUAGUUAAUGGAUGCUUGCAGUUUCGCGCGGGUGCUCUAAUGGCAGGGCCUGAUGAGAUUGGCCAAUUGUUGAGCCUGCAUUCCUUACGUUCGAUUAAUAUCUAAUGGCUUGCCGGCAUUACAGAUUGUUGUUUAAAUGCGCU